AUGCCUACCAUCAAGUCCACUAUCCUUACCGUGCUGGUGGCCUCCGCUACCGUCGCCGUCACCGUCGCUCUUCCAUCUCCUCAGCAGGCAGCAGCUACAGACGCUUCUGACGCUGCACCAUUGUUGCACCUGGAAGUGCAAUGCGGGUGCUGGAACCUGUGCACGCUGCAAGCUCUCGGCGACGCCUCGAUCGCGGGCUGCGACUCCGCCUGUGAUCCACAGUUCCUCUGCGAGACUAUCGACGCGCUGACCGGCGGCCCGACCACCAUCGUUGCAGCAACUCCUUGGGCUUCGGCUUCGGCGAUUUCCAAACGGGGAGGAUCUCUCGGCGGCACACCACCGCCAUUCAAUCCCUUCGGGCCGGGAGGCGCAAUCGAAGAAGAGUCCCAACCGGUCACAGCCAACGCCAAACGCGCCUUCGACAUCCGCCCAACUCCUGGUCCCACGGUGCCCGACGAGCCUCCUUUUCCCGGGGUUGCGCUCAAGGCCAAGCGCGCGCCUGAGCGUCUUCCCAAUCCGUGGCAGGACUGUCGACCAGGCCAGACCGACUGCCCAUCCCCGGUCGGUGCCGUGGUUGGUGUCGGAAAGCGCAACGCGUUGCCGAGCCUGCCCCUAAGUCCCAUCAUCGACCCCGGUCCCAAAGGCGUCGUCUGCGAGGCCGUCGCCAAACGAGAUCCAGAUCCACGACCACCCGUCGAGCCUCGCCCUGACUGUCCACCUCCUGAGGACGGUGGCCUUGCAAAGAGGAUGAUCUCGUGGGACCUGACCAUUAAGGGAUCGUGUAGCGGGGGCGGCUGUAGCGGGGAGGUGAGUGUUACUAUACACUUCUGA
This is a messenger RNA of Cladophialophora psammophila CBS 110553, 831 nucleotides long. RefSeq lists its product as uncharacterized. The transcript has 2 exons. The record is from RefSeq and is a predicted model, not a curated record. Bases 1 to 831 code for a protein of 276 amino acids. Lineage: Eukaryota; Fungi; Ascomycota; Eurotiomycetes; Chaetothyriales; Herpotrichiellaceae.